Molossus molossus (Pallas's mastiff bat) is the source of this 1830-nucleotide messenger RNA. RefSeq names its product serine/threonine kinase 32C (gene STK32C). Gene Ontology annotation, molecular function: ATP binding; G protein-coupled receptor kinase activity; G protein-coupled receptor binding. The coding region runs from base 1 to 1467 and encodes 488 amino acids. The transcript is spliced from 13 exons. The record is from RefSeq and is a predicted model, not a curated record. Gene Ontology annotation, biological process: G protein-coupled receptor signaling pathway; protein phosphorylation; regulation of signal transduction. Lineage: Eukaryota; Metazoa; Chordata; Mammalia; Chiroptera; Molossidae.
AUGAGGAGCGGCGCGGAGCGCAGGGGCAGCAGCGCCUCAGCUCCCCCCGGCUCGCCGCCCCCCGGCCGUGCGCGCCCCGCCGGCCCCGACGCGCCCCUGGCCCUGCAGCCGCCCGCCGCCGGCCAACCUCGAGCCCGGGACUCGGGCGAUGCCCGCGCGCAGCCGCGCCCCCUGUUUGCGUGGAGCAAGUGGAAGAAGAGGAUGAGCUCGUCCAUGUCGUCGGCCCCGGCGCGGAGGCCCGUGUUUGACGACAAGGAGGACGUGAACUUCGACCACUUCCAGAUCCUGAGGGCCAUCGGGAAGGGCAGCUUCGGCAAGGUGUGCAUCGUGCAGAAGCGGGACACGGAGAAGAUGUACGCCAUGAAGUACAUGAGUAAGCACCAGUGCAUCGAGAGGGACGAGGUCCGGAAUGUGUUCCGGGAGCUGGAGAUCCUGCAGGAGAUCGAGCACGUCUUCCUGGUGAAUCUCUGGUACUCCUUCCAGGACGAGGAGGACAUGUUCAUGGUGGUGGACCUGCUGCUGGGCGGGGACCUGCGCCACCACCUGCAGCAGAACGUCCAGUUCUCCGAGGACACCGUGCGGCUCUACGUCUGCGAGCUGGCGCUGGCCCUCGACUACCUGCGGAGUCAGCACAUCAUCCACAGAGACGUCAAGCCCGACAACAUUCUGCUGGACGAGCAAGGACACGCGCACUUGACCGACUUCAACAUCGCCACCAUCAUAAGGGACGGGGAGAGGGCGACUGCGCUAGCCGGGACCAAACCGUACAUGGCUCCGGAGAUCUUCCAGUCUUUCGUCAGCGGUGGGACCGGCUACUCCUUCGAGGUGGACUGGUGGUCGGUGGGGGUGAUGGCCUAUGAGCUGCUGCGUGGAUGGAGGCCCUACGACAUCCACUCGAGCGACGCCGUGGAGUCCCUGGUGCAGCUGUUCAGCACUGUGAGUGUCCAGUACGUCCCUUCCUGGUCGAAGGAGAUGGUGGCCCUGCUUCGGAAGCUCCUCACUGUGAACCCCAAGCACCGUGUCUCCAGCCUCCAGGACAUGAAGGCGACCCCAUCACUGGCCAAUGUGCUGUGGGACGACCUGAGCAAGAAGAAGGUGCAGCCGGGUUUUGUGCCCAAUAAAGGCCGCCUGCACUGUGACCCCACGUUCGAGCUGGAGGAGAUGAUCCUGGAGUCCAGGCCCCUGCACAAGAAGAAGAAGCGGCUGGCCAAGAACAGGUCCCGGGACAGCAGCAGGGACAGCUCCCAGUCCGAGAAUGACUACCUUCAGGACUGCCUUGAUGCGAUCCAGCAAGACUUUGUGAUUUUUAACAGAGAAAAGCUGAAGAGGAGCCAGGACCCCACGAGGGAGGCCCUGUCCACUCCCGAGGCCGGGGAUGCGGACGGCGAGGCCUUGGUGGACGGCGAGGAGGCGAGCGCGGCCCUGCCCGCGUGUGGCUCCAUCUGCCCCUCGGCAGGGAGCAGCUAGGAACCUGCUGGCCCUGGGAAGCACAGGCCGGCGGCUCUGCUUCUGGCCCCUUCCACCGGCGCAGCCUGACCCCGAGCUGCCGUUGGGCUCUCAGGCGGACAUGGCGACGGGAGGCUGUUCGUGUGGCCAAGUGGUGGGCAAGGAGUGUGGUGCCGCCCGGACACUGAUUACAUGUGAUGGUGACCCUGGUGGCCUCCAGACCCAUCUGCUGGCAGGUCAGAGGCCAGACACUCUCAUCUCUCACCACCUCUCGGCUGUACAUAGGCCUGGCCUGCCGGACCUGCCACCAGCUGCCCGACAUCUGUGAGCUUGCUACCCGGAGCUUGGGGGUAGCCCAGGGCCCAUGGUUCUUGUACAUCCAGG